Messenger RNA from Arabis nemorensis, 186 nucleotides. The record is from the annotation of a GenBank genome assembly. Lineage: Eukaryota; Viridiplantae; Streptophyta; Magnoliopsida; Brassicales; Brassicaceae.
AUGGGAGCUUAUCGGUUUGGAUUAUAUCACCGAAUCGAUGCCAUACUCUUUGAUCGGGUGUUAGAGGUCGGGCGUGUAUCUUGUCUUGGAAAAGCUGGAGCUCCAAGUCUACUAGAGAGCCAUGAAGAAACUUUAUAUCAUCCAGAAGCUGACUACUCCAGUGCGAGCUCACUAGCUGAAGCUUGA